Rattus norvegicus (Norway rat) is the source of this 1655-nucleotide messenger RNA. RefSeq names its product general transcription factor IIH subunit 5 (gene Gtf2h5). The transcript has 3 exons. The record is from RefSeq and is marked provisional. Gene Ontology annotation, biological process: transcription initiation at RNA polymerase II promoter; nucleotide-excision repair. Gene Ontology annotation, cellular component: transcription factor TFIIH core complex; nucleus. NCBI's taxonomy places the organism in Eukaryota, Metazoa, Chordata, Mammalia, Rodentia, Muridae. The coding region runs from base 187 to 402 and encodes 71 amino acids.
UUGGGGCUCUGCGGCGUCGGAAAUAAGGCGGGGAGGAGCAAGAAAACAGGGAUCCUCCAGUCGUGUGGACCGACCCGAGUCCCGCACCCUUUUUAAGGCCUGUGUUGCGGAUCCGCGCGGCCAUCACGCAUUGCAUCACGGUUUUACUAAUUCUUGAAGUCAUCCGCACUGUCUGCCUGAGGAAAGAUGGUCAACGUCUUGAAAGGAGUGCUUAUAGAAUGCGAUCCCGCCAUGAAGCAGUUUUUGCUGUACUUGGAUGAGUCCAAUGCCUUGGGGAAGAAGUUCAUCAUUCAAGACAUUGAUGACACACAUGUCUUUGUCAUUGCGGAACUGGUUAAUGUUCUCCAGGAGCGAGUAGGGGAACUGAUGGACCAGAAUGCCUUUUCUCUUACCCAGAAGUGAGAGCUCUAGUGUUAAGCACUUGGCAAUCCCAACCACAGACAGGAGAGAGGCCUGCUUAGUGUCUCCUGGAGUUUAGACUUGUUACAAGCAUUUGGUGGGAAAGGCUGCUGCAGGGUCAUUCACUCAGAUGUAAGCUCCCAACUGAUUUUGAUGGACCAUUAAAAAAAUCUUUGUAAAGAAGAAUUUUAACAACUGGCUGCAAUUUGGCUUUUACUGUUUGUUAUUAAAAUAUAAUCAUAGCUGUGCUGGUGGGAUGGCUCAGUUGGUAAAGGCCCUUGCCACUAAGCCAGACACCCUGACCACACUACAAGGUGAGAACUCUGCAGGUUGUCCUCUGACCCUCGUGUGUGUAGCUCCCUCCUGCACAAAUAAGUAAAUGUAAUAAAAUGUAAUCAUAAAUGUUUUCCCUGCCUUUUUAAAACACCAAUUAAAUACACCAGAAAAAUAUUGGAGUUUGGUUAAGUUACCAUUUUAACCUGGGUAUCAUUAAUUUUGCUUGUUCCUAAUAACAAGUGCACAUUUUUAGUACCACAGAGUUAGAAACCAGUGGGACAGAGAACUCUGCUUUGCAUCUUCAGUUUUCGCCUUUCACACUACAUCGGGGACGCUUUCCUAUGAAGGUGGGUGUUCCUCGGUAGUGCAAGGUACAGCAGAAGUACGUGUACAUGUGUGUGUAAAACUAACAGAUCGGAAGAUAACUGCAAUUAUCCUUAGUAUUUGGAGAGUAGGAUUGGAAGACUUGCAUGUGUGUGAACUCUUACAUCGUCUGAAACUAUUAAUGUAGAUAAACAAAAUAGGUAAUAUAAAGGUUCAAACAAAAACGCAGCAAGAUCAGCCUCAAUGGGGAUAAAUGUUAUAUUUUUAUCCAUAUGCUCUGAUGCAAUUAAACCAAGUAUUACUCUUUUUAUGCUGUUUGGCAAGCUACCUAAAUAUACUUUUCAGAAUGAUGAAAUUAAAAGCAUGAAACAAAAUACAGGGGUGGGCAUGGUGGCACACACCGUUAAUCCCAGCAUUCAGGAGACAGAGGCAGGCAAUUCUAGAAGCUAGUCUGGUCUCUAUAGCAAGUUCCAGGAUAGUCAGGAAUACAUAAUGAGACCCUGUCUCAAUAAACAAAAACAAGCCAUGUGAUUUCAUAGGUUACAUUAAAAAUUCAUGUCUUUAAUCCCAGUAAUAGAGAAGCCGAGGCAGACAGAUCUGUGAGUUCAAGAUUGACCUGGUCUACAGAGUGAGUUCCAAAACAGACAGGACUACAC